Messenger RNA from Cryptococcus deneoformans JEC21, 3217 nucleotides. RefSeq lists its product as hypothetical. The transcript is spliced from 10 exons. Gene Ontology annotation, biological process: mismatch repair; nucleotide-excision repair. Lineage: Eukaryota; Fungi; Basidiomycota; Tremellomycetes; Tremellales; Cryptococcaceae. Gene Ontology annotation, cellular component: nucleus; XPC complex; cytoplasm. The record is from RefSeq and is a predicted model, not a curated record. Bases 58 to 3048 code for a protein of 996 amino acids. Gene Ontology annotation, molecular function: single-stranded DNA binding; damaged DNA binding.
UUGGUCAUCCUUUAAUCCACACUCCCCAAUACAGCUCGCUUACCCGUACCAUAACAGAUGAGCGCUUCCAGACCGAAAUCUUCAAGAGUCAUUCAAAAACCACGAGGAAUAUCAGCUCUCGCCGCUAGGAUCCCCACUUCAGAAUCCACAAAGCAACAGUCCAAUGUCGGUGGCAAACGUAAAGCCCCGACUCCUGCGACCCGCAAAGGCACCCGACCUGCCUCCCCGAUAUCAGUUGCUUCGACAGUUUUAUCUGUGUCAGAUAAUGAUGAGGAUGAUGAAGAUGAGCUCGAAGAAGUUCCUAUACCUAUUGUUUCUAACGAAGUCCAAGGCGGUGACGAGGACGAAGACGAACAAGAUGGUGAGGAUGAAGAGAGUGAAGAUGACGAUGGCGUAAUUCAUCUGGAGAUUGGUGGAGAAACUGCGGAAGAGAAGGCAAAGCGCAUGGUUUUGGCUAAGAGGAAAAAACCAUUGACAGCAAGAGAUAGAGCACUGAGGUUAGAGGUCCACAAAGUGCAUGUUAUAGCUCUAUUGGCUAGUGCCAGCGUAAGGAAUAAGUGGUGUAACAACUCCCUCUUAAAAGCCCGUUUGCUCUCUCUACUGCCGCAUCCGCUACAAGCAGCUUUCAACAUUCCUCCUUCCCGCUUCCCUGAUCGUGCACAACGCUCUCGCCUAUUUUUCGAGGCUUUACAGUCUCUGGUCACGUGGUGGUCUCAGACAUUUUUCGAUGUGUCGGACUAUGCUCUAGGCUUGCGAACUCGUCCUUGGGACGAAGUCCAAGGCAUUAUAGAGUCAAUAUCCAAAGUACAUACUCCCUUUAGCCGGUCGCCUUCGGGUCAUGGUGACGGCGAAAAGAUCAAUAAAGCUGCAAGCAAGGGAAAAGGCAAAGCUGCUGCAAGUGAAGAACUGUCAGAGCAACUUGCCUUUGGAUCGGGUGCGGAGCGUCUUCGAUCGGUCAAUAGCCUUAUGAAGAAAGCGUUACAGCAAGAAGGAUCUCGGGAUGUUUCUGCUCAACUAUUUGUAGCUCUUGCUCGGGCAUGUGGGCUAGGUGUCAGACUUGUUACCUCACUUCAGGCAGUGCCAUGGAGAGCAGAAAAGGGUGCGACUAAGAAGAAGGCUGUAGGAGCUGGUAGAGGAGGCAGAACGUUAGCGAGCAGGCAGGGUUUAGGAGAUGAAGAUGAGGAUGACGACGAGGAUGAAAUGGAAGAAGUUCGCAUACCAGAUGACGUGGGAAGAUCCGUAGGAGGGGCUAAGAAUAAUUCACGAGAAGCUGGCAGUAGGCGAUUGAAAGAUCCAGCAGAUCUCUAUAGACUACGAAAAUACAAGCCUCCGGCUCGAAAGAUUGGGUCGCCAACUAAAUCCAAGCCGAAGGCAAGUCAGAGCCUUGCGGACCAGCCGCCUGUCUUUUGGGCAGAAGUGUUCAAUAGAUCGGACCAACGUUGGAUACCUGUCGACCCUGUGAGAGGCAUUAUCCGAAAGAAACGCGACUAUGAGCCGCCAACGGACAGCGGGCCGGUUAGAAUGCUGUAUGUUGUUGCUUUCGAGGAAGACGGUUACGCCCGAGACGUGACCCUUCGAUAUACCAAAAACUUCUAUGCUAAAACCAGUAAAUUACGAGUCCCUGCGAAACCAAACGAGCCUCAGUGGUGGAGUGAUAUAGUUAUGGGUUUCCUACGGAGACCGUAUCAUUUAAACCGAGACGAUAUGGAAGAUGCAGAGCUCGAGAUGAGUCAGAUGACAGAGGGUAUGCCAAUGCAUAUGAGUGGCUUCAAGGAUCACCCAAUUUAUGUUCUUGAACGCCACCUCAAGCGGGAUCAAGUGCUUAACACUGCCAAUCCCGUAGGUCGCUUCAAAGGUGAAGCAGUUUUUCGUCGUUCUUCAGUUCAGAACUGUAAAACGGCUGAGAACUGGAUGCGUUCUGGGCGCAAAAUAAAAGAAGGGCAAGAGCCCCUGAAGUGGGUCAAACAGAGAGCCGUGACGCUACAAAAGCGAAGAGCGCAGGAGCUGGCAAAGCAGGAAGGCGAGGAAGUAACUCAAGGACUGUAUGCGGAGUGGCAAACAGAGAUUUACAGGCCUCCGCCCAUUAGAGAUGGCAUAAUACCGAGAAAUUCGUUUGGCAAUAUUGACCUCUAUGCACCAACUAUGCUGCCCCUCGGUGCAGUCCAUCUACCUUACAAGGGUAUUGCCAAAGUUGCCAAAGGCCUCGGAGUAAGCUAUGCAGAAGCUUGCACUGGUUUCGAAUUCAAGAAGCAACGAGCGGUGCCUAUCAUUAAAGGCAUCGUAGUAGCAGCUGAAAAGAAACAAGAAGUCCUUGAUGCCUACGAAGAAUCUACCAUCGCUGCUGAAGAGCGCGAACGUAUGAAGCGGGAAGAUCGCGCUUUGAAACGCUGGUCCAAGCUUGUCAACGGUCUCAGGCUUCGUCUACGUCUUCAGCAAGAGUAUGGCUCGAAGGACAAGGUGAAUGAGACACCUUCGAAUCUUUUCGAAGGAGCCGGGGAUGAGGGCGAAAUGCGAAUAAAUCUCCGGGGAAAGAGUGCAAGAGAACUUUUGGCAGCUGCGCAGCAUCAGAGCACCAAAGAUUGGGAAGAGAGAGUUCGGAGAGAAGAUAUCAGCAUGGAGGAGGAGGAUGGUAUGAUGCCUGCCAUGGCCGUUGAGCGCGAGUCAAAUCAGAUUCUACUGGGCGAUUUCCGCGCUCCUAGUAGUGCCAUUUCGGAAGUCACUAACGUCACUCCCUCGGCGGAAACACCGAGGAUCAUGCUUCGAUUUAAAAACACCUCCUCUCCACAAUCAGCCGCUCACGCCGCUUCCGAAAGUCGAAGUGGACUCACUUCUUCUCAAAAGAGGAAAGCGAUGAUUUCGGGGACGAUUGAAGCUGUUGACGAUGAACAGUUUGAGGAUCCACGGACAACAAAAGGGGACAAAACGAUGGCAUUACCGGAGCCUGUGGCGAGUACGACUAAUAUGCGGACGUUGAGGAGCACAAGAGCGAGGACAAGAGAGCAAAUGAAGGCCAACCAGGCAAGGGAGGAUAAAAUCAGACAAGCUUAGAAGAGUGACACUGAAAAUGAUAUAUAAUAAUGUUGAUUUAUAAUAAUGUUGAUAUAUAAUAGUGUUGAUAUAAACAUUUAACUUGGCGAAAGCUCAGCUUUUAUGUCGUGGUUAGUGUAAAGGGAUUAAUGGGUAUUAGUUUGGCAGAUUCACAUUUACAUGGCUAUUA